GCAUUCCACUCUCUGCCACCAACCACCUCUGUCGCCCCGCCACCAUGCUCGAAGCCCGCCUCGCCGAAGCGUCCAUCCUCAAGCGUCUCCUCGACGCGAUCAAGGAGCUCGUGACCGACGCCAACUUUGAGUGCAACGAGGAGGGCAUCGUGCUGCAAGCGAUGGAUAACUCGCACGUCGCUCUCGUCUCUGUCAAGCUCGACGCGUCCGGAUUCAAGCGAUACCGCUGCGACCGGCCGCUGCCGCUCGGCGUAAACCUCAACUCGUUCACAAAGGUGCUCAAGUGCGCCAAAGACGACGACGUCUGCAUCCUCAAAGCCGCCGACGACGCAGACGUGCUCUCCCUCACCUACGAGGCCCGCAAUUCGGACCGAAUCGCAGAAUACGAGAUGAAGCUGAUGGACAUCGACGCGGACACGCUCCAGAUUCCCGACACGGAGUACGAGGCGCGCGUGACGAUGCCUUCGGCCGAGUUCUCGCGGAUCGUGCGCGACUUGUCGCAGCUCGGCGAGAGCGUGCGGAUCGAGGUCACGAAGGAGGGCGUCCGGUUCAUUUCGGACGGUGAGGCUGCGAAUGGGAAUAUCCUCUUGAAGCAGUCUGAAGGCGCUGCGCAUGCGGGGGCGUCGUCGAAGCGUGAAGAGGAUGAGGAUGAGGAGGCAGAGGAUGAGGAAGAUGAAGGCGAGCGGAAGCAAAAGCGGAAGACCAAGGCCAAGAAGGAGAAGGUCAAGAAGGAGGACGGCGCCGAGGACGAGGACGAUGGUGAGUUCAAGGCCAAGCCGGAAAACGAGGGCGACGAAGACGAGGACGAGGACGACGAGGCAUUGAGCAAGAAGCGCAAGAAGCCUACGAAUAACGGAAAGCCCGCAAAGAAGGCGAAAAAGGGCGCGGAUGACGUUCCAGAGGGCGCCGUGCGCAUCGAGAUGAACCAGCACGUGAACUUGACCUUCAGCUUGAAGUACCUCGUCAACUUUUCCAAGAGUGCCUCUCUCGCGAGCAGCGUCCAGCUCAUGAUGAGCAACGAUGUGCCUCUCCUCGUGUCGUACGACUUUGACACGGGAUACAUCCGGUACUACCUCGCACCCAAAAUCGGCGAUGACUGAGCGGCGCGUUGCCUUGAUUCUUCCGGUUUCUUUCGCCUUCGUAGUGCAUCUCUCAGUUCAUGUACCUAGUUACAUUUAUAUGUAUAUCAUCUCGCAAGUAACGAAAAACGUCG
Messenger RNA from Laetiporus sulphureus 93-53, 1213 nucleotides. Its product is annotated as proliferating cell nuclear antigen. The transcript has 7 exons. The record is from RefSeq and is a predicted model, not a curated record. The coding region runs from base 45 to 1100 and encodes 351 amino acids. Gene Ontology annotation, molecular function: DNA polymerase processivity factor activity; DNA binding. Lineage: Eukaryota; Fungi; Basidiomycota; Agaricomycetes; Polyporales; Laetiporaceae. Gene Ontology annotation, cellular component: PCNA complex. Gene Ontology annotation, biological process: mismatch repair; leading strand elongation; translesion synthesis.